AUGCAUUACUUAAAAGAAGCUGUUACGUUUAUGGACACAGGACGCUUUAAUUUGUUUAUUGCCGAAAAGCCCCUGAUAGAUAUUUGGUUGUAUAAAGCGUAUGUGAAGAAAGUUGCAUUUAAUCCAAAUGAUGUUCUGUCAGACUGUCCAUUUGCUGUUACCGAUUGGAGUUUACUUACAACAUCAAUUGCUUUUGCUUACUCUAAAAAAUUUACGUACACCUUCUUGUUUGACAAAGCUUUACAACGACUGGUCGAAGCCGGCUUAAUUAACUUCUGGUUCAGGAAUAUGUUACCGAGAGCUCAAAUAUGCCCUUUAAAUCCCAAAGUAAACGAGAGACGAUUAAGAAACAGCGAUCUGCAACUGACUUAUUACAUCGUAGCAGUCGGUUUUGCUAUAGCAGCUCUUUUUUUCUGUGCUGAAUUGGUAAAUAAUAUAAUUAAAAAGAGACGGCAUACAAGUAUUGUGACGAUCCCGCAAAAUAUGUUAUUUACGAAAUCUCCACCGCCGCCAUAUAGCUCUCUAUUUGGACCUCCAUUUCCUAAGGAACAUAAUUACAAGGUGAAACGGAAAGAAAUUAAUGGACGAGAUUACUGGUGUGUAACUUCGGUUAAUUCAAAAACAACGAAACUUAUUCCUGUAAGAGCGCCUUCGGCUGUUCUGUUUAAUUACACAAAAUACUAAAAAAAAAUCGGCGCUCUAUUUGUGUUUUUUUUUUGUUACAAGUAUAAAAGUAGACAAAGUCUAGUGCUUAUUUGUAAUAAAAUAACAUGCAUUACUUAAAAGAAGCUGUUACGUUUAUGGACACAGGACGGUCACAUUUCUUUUAAUGUGAACUGUACAAAAAAAUAUUAAAUUUUGCACCAAAACGUGUGAUUUUGUGUGAUACAUGUAAUGUGAAUUGUAAAAGUACCCUUUAUAUCACCGUAUUGAUGUAUGGAGUAGUUUAAAAAUCUCA
Agrilus planipennis (emerald ash borer) is the source of this 958-nucleotide messenger RNA. RefSeq lists its product as uncharacterized. The transcript is spliced from 3 exons. NCBI's taxonomy places the organism in Eukaryota, Metazoa, Arthropoda, Insecta, Coleoptera, Buprestidae. Bases 1 to 684 code for a protein of 227 amino acids. The record is from RefSeq and is a predicted model, not a curated record.